This is a messenger RNA of Desarmillaria tabescens, 2084 nucleotides long. RefSeq lists its product as uncharacterized. Lineage: Eukaryota; Fungi; Basidiomycota; Agaricomycetes; Agaricales; Physalacriaceae. The record is from RefSeq and is a predicted model, not a curated record. The transcript has 3 exons. Bases 96 to 1892 code for a protein of 598 amino acids.
AAAACUCACCUGUUCCGUUCUUUUUGCCAAAGUCGCCCCAUUCCGAGUCGCAACUUGACGAUGAGGAGGAUAUUGCUCUCCGACUGAUACCCAGCAUGCAUAGAAAAAACAUUCCGCCACCUUUGGUACUGGAACCUUCAAACACCAACGCGACCGACUCGUCUUCUAGCCUGCCGAGUAGCGGUACCAGCCUACCUUAUCUUCGACAUCAAGACGAGUCUGACGACGAUACCGAAAUUGAUGACGAUAGCGUGCCUACAAGCGGAAAACGCGGAGGAGGUGUCUAUGAUGAUCUCGAGCUCGACUUCGAUGAAUCAUUCGAGGAGGAUACGAAGGAGAGUCAGUAUCUUUUGACGGCUAAAUUGGACGAAAUUGAAAAGAAUCUCGCACAAUUCUCCCCUCGAGUAUUGCAACUUGAACUCGAAGAAGACCAGUCAAAACCACCAUUACGAAUCGAAGCAUCCAUCGCAAGUCCGACCCAGCCAUCCGGGGCAUGGCCAUCUGUUCCCUUCCAAUCCUUGAACUCGGCGAUCACUACACAGCCACCAUCUAAUAAUCCUUCACCUCCCCGGCUCGCCGUAAACGGUGUUACUACGUCCGCGCCCCAAUCCUUUAAUCCUACAUCUUCAUCUGCAGGUGCGGAAUCUUCAGAGACAACGCGAAGAAAGCAGAUGGAGAAGGAAGAGUCUGGGCAACUUUUACAAGAGCAAUAUCCUCGUCAUACGCCCCAGAUUAAUGGGAGCUUUAAAGACGCUAUAAUACCAUUGUCUCCGGAUCCGUUCGGGCGGUACCCAUCAACGCCUACACCCUCUGCAGAUAGCAAAGGAUCAGCUUAUUGGGACGAUAACAGCACAGCUAUGGAGGAGUCCAAGACUACAUCUAGUAGAUUUUCGGCGGAUUCUGCGAAAGACAAUACUCCAACCAAUAGAGCGACCGUAAUGAGCGUAAAAAGCAUUAAAAAACUCUGGCGACGAAGUAACAAGCAGAGCGUUAGCUCCAUUAACGUACCUCAGCCGCCACCUGCGCAGCAGGGACGUAUUUCGCCACAGGCGCCCGGACCAGCAGUAUUUUCUGCUCAGGUUACUGGCGCUUCACCUUCUACUCCAAACGGGGCCUCAGCUCACCGACAAAGUGGCAGUAGCAGCAGUCGAAAUAGCGUGGGUGUCGUCCGACCUCCCAUUCGUAUGUCUUCCUCUCAAACCUCAACAUCUACAUCCUCAUCAGUGCCUCCCUCCCGCCCGGCACGUCCAUCUCGUCCCCCAUCACUCCACAAUUUUGAUAUUCCUGGCACGUCAGCCCCUGCUCCUACCAUGUUUCCACAGCAUACCAUUAGUCUCGACCGGUUAAGGUUUGAUCAGGAGAGUCCGUACCCUAAUCCGACGAGGCGGGCCCGAUCCCAGUUGAGUGGGAAUGGCAAAGUUUCGCCGACAUUUACAUCAGGAAAAUCGACACCCAUAAGCCAGUCUGGGAAAAACUCUCCUACGCCUCCUCCUCAAACCGAAACACAGCGAAACAGCGUUCGAAAGAGUAUAUUAAAGUGGAAGAAUGCAGCCUCGGGUGGAGGGUCAGGUGCCAGACGACCGAGUGUCAGUAUGUUGAGUGUUAAUGUAGAACCACGACCAAGCAUUGAGAAGAUGCCUCCAAGUCCUCGGGUACCGGACGAGUUCUUGCAGUAUCAACAGCACUCGAGAUUACCAAGCGUAGCAAAAUCGGUAAUGAGCGUUGCUCCCAGUAUGACGAAGAGUAUCUUGAGCCGAAGUUCGAGGUAUUCCGAUGACGAGGGACGGGGACCAAGCAUAGACGACCAGUUUGAGAUUGUCUCGCCGAAGAUGACUUCUGGUAGCCUGACAUACCCGUAUACCACAUUGGACGAGCAAGACACGUCGCGAUGAUGUUAACGAGACAAUGAUAUAUACCAUUUACAUUACAUUAUAUCACGUUGAUUUUUAAAUAUCUGCUGACGCUUGACGACCGUUUUCACAUAUUUAUUCGUAGUCUCUUCUGUAGCUAUACCUUAAUGCAUGAGUAGUUAGAAAUUCGACUGUAAAUUGGAAAACAGGGCUAUACAUGACGCAGACGUCGGG